AUGGCGGAGAAGCGGUACAAGCUGUACGAAUUCUCGCGGCGUGAGGCGCGUCGUCGACCGCCGCCUCCGGAGACGGACCUGACGGAUGUGGUGCAGCUUCACGACCUCGACCGCAACACGGACGAGAACAAGCGACUCAUCCAUCGGGUCGUUCUGCCACCACGUCCGCAGCACAACGAGGGCACAUCGCUCUCGGCAGCGUUCGAAGCUCAGCCAGGGAAAGGGGUGUUGUGCUACACGUUUGCUGGUGUCCCUGGCCUGCUGCUGUUCCCUGGCGUGCUGAGCGAGGUGGAGCAGCAGCGCUGGUGCAGGGAGGCGGUGCUCGACUACGGCGACUCGGCGCAGCACCCCAACAUCCUCAGCACCCACGCCAAGGCGCCGCACAGCACGCCCUGCUAUCAGCCCCCCAUGCGGUGGGCCACGCUCGGGUACAGCUACGAAUGGACGCAGAAGGUGUACCACCGCGACCGCUACUCGGCGUUUCCGUCUGCACUGCGUAAGCGCAUGUGCGACCUCGUCUCGCUCGUGGCAGAGGUGCGACAGGAUGGGUUCUGCUGCGCUUACCCUGACGUCUACGAGCCCCAGACGGCGAUCGUGAACUACUACCCUGUUGGGUCGAUGAUGAUGUGCCACCAGGACGUUAGCGAGGAAACGCUGGAGCAGCCGCUGAUGAGCUUGUCGCUGGGCUGCUCCGCCAUUUUCUUGAUGGGCACGCAGUCUCGCGAGGAUGCCCCGUACGCGUUUCUUCUGAGGAGUGGCGAUGUGGCAGCCUUCACUGGACCCUCGCGGUCGGCGUUCCACUCGACACCACGCAUCCUCGAUGACUGCCCUGCGUACCUCACGUUGCCGGAAGAUGAGCUGACGGAGGCAGAGCGGCAUCGGUAUCAGCAGCACGCCUACUGUGCGCACCCCACCCCCGAUGGAAGCUUCUCGCGAGUGGAAAAGGCGCUGAUGACGGCGGAGGAGCAGGAGCGGUACUGGCGCCUUUGCAUGCGGCACAUGCGUGUCAACAUCAAUGCACGGCAGGUGUACAAUGAACGGUGCCCCGCUCUCUUCGAUGCGCCACGCGACCUUGCGCAGGGGAGGGGCGGUGCAAGCGCCGGCUGA
Leishmania mexicana MHOM/GT/2001/U1103 is the source of this 1107-nucleotide messenger RNA. RefSeq lists its product as hypothetical. The record is from RefSeq and is a predicted model, not a curated record. Bases 1 to 1107 code for a protein of 368 amino acids. Gene Ontology annotation, molecular function: ferrous iron binding; broad specificity oxidative DNA demethylase activity; oxidative RNA demethylase activity. Gene Ontology annotation, biological process: oxidative RNA demethylation. The transcript has a single exon. Lineage: Eukaryota; Euglenozoa; Kinetoplastea; Trypanosomatida; Trypanosomatidae. Gene Ontology annotation, cellular component: nucleus; cytoplasm.